AACGAUUGUUGUUUGUUUUGAACUUACACGAACCAAAGCUCGCUCGCUUGGUCGCAACUUCCGGUCCCGCAAACCGUAAAUCCGCUUCAAGAUGGCCACCAUCAACGACCUGCCGAACGAGAUCCUUCUGCACAUCUUCACCUACCUCCGGUGGCGCCUGAAGCCGGUGUCCUGCGUGUGCCGCCGCUGGGACUGGUUGGUCGUUCCGCGUCUGCGACUGUUAGUACGUUCGUGUGAUGACGUGGACCAGGGCGGGCACAGUUUUUUGCGCCGAUCGAACCGACAGUAUGAAUGGUUAAUGUUUUCAUUCUCUGGAAAAACGGCCGAGGCACAGGCGGCUCAAGACCGGACGGCUUUGUGGGUGUUGAGACAAUUUCCUCACGUUAAGGAGGUUUACUGUAGCUUUGACGAUACCAAUUUGAUGCGAAUACUGAUGUUCCUGGAUGGAUUAGGCCCGAACGUCCAACGGUUGACUUUAUUUCUUUCUAUGUUUUCUCGAUUCAGUGGCGAAUUGGAACCAUUUGAGGCACCCAGUGAUACUGUUUCCACGCCAAACAUGCAAAAAGUUCUCUUUGUUAACAUGAAUGGUCCUCGGUCUAAGCUCAUCUACAAUUGGUUUCAACGGAAUGCACCCAAUGUUGAUGAAUUGGAAUUUCACAACUGCGACCAAGCUGAAUUCAUGAUAACUCACUACUCAGGACAAUUAAAGAGACUUAAAAUUGAGCACUUUUUCUCUCAAGCAAACUACAAUCACCUUAAAUGUCCAAAAUUGGUACAUUUUACCUUUGAAAUUGAGAUUGGUUCAGCUAGUGGAAAACCGAUUCAGCUUGAUGCAUUUCUCCAAAACGCUUCUCGAAUCCGUCACUUUGAACUGCGAACAAGUCCUCCAUGCCAAGCUGCGGUACGUGCAGCUAGCCAGCUGUCGAACCUUGAGGUGCUGACCCUGGGUUCUGGAAUUGAAACAAUCUCAUUUGAAGAACACGACAAAUUUGCAACUUUGAAGACCUUUACCUUGAACUGCACAAUGAACGAUGUUCCGCAGCUUCCAGUGGCCCGGAAGUUAACCAUCCUCAAACCCACGAGUGACCGGUUCUACGCUCGCCUGAUCUUCCGCGCCCCAAAUCUUACCCACCUCGUCGUAGAAAAGGAUAUCUUCAUCAACAGCGAAUCGAUCGUAUCGAUCUGCACCGGACUAAGGCAGCUAACCGACUUACGCCUCAAAAUCCACCCAAAGGCCCAACUUGCCCUGAAGGCGUUUAGAUCAAUUCAUUUGCUGAAAAAAUUGCAGCACUUUUACAUCAGCCUCGAGGACAUCACCCAGCAGAGGUGGCUCGGCUGUUGGUUCAAGAAGCUGUACGCCCCAUCGGUCAGCAUUGAGUGCGAGUACUGCUUCGCGACCCUGCCGUUGAAGGACUUCAAGCUGCUGCUGGCGAACCGGCGGACGCGCGUUCUCCGGCUGAUGCGAAUAAACGUCGCCGAAUGGCACCGCACCGGCAGUGUCCGGCGCGAGACGGCCCAGCUGCGACCGGACUUGCAGCUGCUGUAUCUGGACCCGGUGCAGCGGAUGUGGUAUUGAUGCGCUUUCAGUGAGUAAUUUAAUUGUUUAGCUUUUCAAGCACUUUGACAAAUUUCAAUCUUACAACG
Molecule: messenger RNA, 1644 nt
Organism: Culex quinquefasciatus (southern house mosquito)
Lineage: Eukaryota; Metazoa; Arthropoda; Insecta; Diptera; Culicidae
Exons: 4
Coding region: 92-1576 (494 amino acids)
Molecular function (GO): protein binding
Source: RefSeq, a predicted model, not a curated record